AUGUCCAAGACAACCGAGAGUUUCCAGAUGGUAGAGAAUAGCGUAGAGCCAGGAUCAAUGGAAACGAAAAUGAAUGCCACCAGGCCCAAAUCAAUGACUGACUCUUUUGAGGUCUUGCAACGGCCUGAAGAAUUUGAGACAGCCAGGAAAGACCCCAUCUUACCUUGCUACUCCCUGAAAAAUAUAGAAAGAAAUCCAGGAUUCUUCGGUCGAUCGGGAGAGCUAGAGUUGAUCGAUAAGUAUCUACUUCCUCCCACAACUGGUCAGGAUACUAAUAAGCUAGCAUUGAGAUCAUUUGGGAUAUGCGGCAUGGGUGGACUGGGGAAGACACAAAUCGCGAUGCAGUACAUUUUUACCCGCCAGACACGUUUUGACGCAAUCUUCUGGCUUUCUGCCGACGACAAGAAUACACUUGGUGUGAACUUUGCAAGCAUUGCUCAGCAGUUGGGUCUAGAGGACAUGACCGACACCCAAGAUCUGACUAUCAGCCGAGAACGGGUCAAGGGCUGGCUAUCAAAUCCUGUGAAAUCUUUCCGAAAUUCCGAUGACCAGGAAAACGAAGCAUCUUGGCUUCUUGUCUUUGACAAUGCCGACUCGUUAUCCGUGUUAGACGAAUAUUGGCCGCUGACAGGGAGAGGCUCUGUUCUGUUGACAAGUCGCGAUCCCAUUGGCAAGACAAACUUCUACACUGAGAACAAUGGCAUCGAUGUUUCCAAGCUGUCCCUGGAAGAUACCAUGGCUUUCAUACGCAUUCUUACGAAAUCUACGCUUGAUUCCGACAACGGCAAAUCCUUGAAGCAAAUCGCAGAGAUUCUAGAUGGGCUACCACUUGCCAUUGAGCAGAUGUCGAGCGUCAUUCGGCGUUUGCGAGUCAGUUAUGCUGAUUUCCUCAACCUGUAUCGAAAGGAGAAUUGGCGUCUCCAUGACCUUGGGCCACAAGAAGAUCGGAAAACCUAUCAGCAUACUUUAGCUACUGUGUGGUCUCUACAGCAAUUCUCGGAUAGCGGCGAGACAUUGCUCCAAGUCUUUUCUAUGAUUGAUCCUGAUUCCAUUCCAGAGACAUUAUUGAUACGCUACUCUGGGAAGAUCGAACUUCAGGGAUAUCCCCCUGACAUGAUCGCUUACUAUGGUGCUCGUGCAGAGCUCAUGAGUGCAUCCCUGGUCGCUUUAGUCAAUGAGGAAAAGACACAGGAGAAGAGCCUAGCGCUACACCGCUUAUUGCAGGAAGUGGUUCUAGCGAAAAUGGACGAGAUGCGAAUGACAACAGUCUUCGAAACGGCAUUACAAAUCCUACAUUCAGAGUGGCCGUUUCAGAGUCUGCUCCAUCGGCACACACGUGCUAGGUGGAGCCAGUGUGCCAUGCUGUACCCACAUGUGGCACACUUGAAAAAGGUUGCCUUCAGCAUUGAAUCUAUCAGACAAAAGUCUUUAAACAACAUUGCUUUCCCUGCACUACUGAAUGAUGCGGGCUGGUAUCUUUUCGAACGCGGCCUUUUGGAAGAAUCCCGCGAACUCUACACAGAAGUCCAAACAAUCUGUGAAUCGUCGGAGCAAAGGAACACACAAGCUGUCGCCGACUUGCUCCGAGAAUGCUACAAUAAUCAAGGCACAGUUGCGAACGAGAUCAACGAUCCAAAAGGUGCUCUACAUUAUUUCAAAUUAUGGGAAGGUAUGUUGCUUGAGCGCCAAGCUCAUGAUGGUCAAGCGGUCGAAGAUCUUGAGCUUGCGAUCAUGCAUCAGGAAGUAGCGAUUACAUUGGCGUUCAAUGAGGACUACGAGAACGCAAUUGAUCGAUUGUGGAAGAGCUGGAAAAUUAGGGAGAGAUUGACGGACUUUGAAGAGACUACCCUACUGUGGCCAGUCUCAAAUCUAGGAUUUAUCUACUGCGAAGUUGGCCGCUUGGAAGAAGGACAGAAGUUGCUGGAGAAAUAUUUGAAAGUACGAGCAGAUGUGUUCGGAGUAGAUGACACGCAAUUCUUCGUGUAA
Molecule: messenger RNA, 1986 nt
Organism: Bacidia gigantensis
Lineage: Eukaryota; Fungi; Ascomycota; Lecanoromycetes; Lecanorales; Ramalinaceae
Exons: 2
Coding region: 1-1986 (661 amino acids)
Molecular function (GO): protein binding; ADP binding
Source: RefSeq, a predicted model, not a curated record